Messenger RNA from Camelina sativa (false flax), 1469 nucleotides. RefSeq lists its product as uncharacterized. Lineage: Eukaryota; Viridiplantae; Streptophyta; Magnoliopsida; Brassicales; Brassicaceae. Gene Ontology annotation, biological process: mitotic spindle organization. Gene Ontology annotation, cellular component: cytoplasm; nucleus; protein phosphatase type 2A complex. Gene Ontology annotation, molecular function: peptidyl-prolyl cis-trans isomerase activity; protein tyrosine phosphatase activator activity. The record is from RefSeq and is a predicted model, not a curated record.
UUCUCUCUUUCACCUGAGUUCAUUCAGCGUCGUUACGUCUCUGUGAACACUGCGAAAAUGGAACCUUCAAAGUCCGAAAACAUGCCGGAGAGAUCAACCUCCGAAGCUCCAGCCACCGUUUCCUCCGCCUUUCCUCCUUCCGGAUGCUGUACUAACUGCGGCGGACCAACGAUUUCCGAACCACCACCACUAGCUUCAUUCCCAGAGAUGUCACCACCACCGAACUACCGCCCGAUCCGAGCUCCAGCCAUCAAUCUCCCACACAACUCUCAGGCGAUCAUUCUCUCUCCCGUUCCUCACGCCGAACAAGUCCCUGUCGUAACUCCGCCGUAUCAAUUCGAGACUCCGGUCAAAAGAAUCCACUCCCCCGACGAUAUCCGCCGAUUUCAGGAAUCUGCUUCUUGUAAGAACUUCCUAGGGUUCGUUGUUUCGUUGUCGGAAUCAAUCCGUGGGCAAAAGAUCUCAGAUCCUUGUCAUAUCUCACCAACCGUAGCCGCCAUAGUUUCAAUCCUCGAAACCUUGUUACAAUGGAUCGACGAGAUUCCACCUGCUCAACAAUCAGCUCGAUACGGCAACGUUUCGUUCAGGUCAUGGCACGAACGGCUCGGUGAGAGAGGUGAAUCGCUUAUUCUUGAGUUUCUCCCUGAGGAAUUUAAAGGAUCUAGGAUUGAGAUUGUUCCUUACUUCUUCGAUAGCUUUGGGAACUCGAGUAGGAUCGAUUACGGAACCGGACACGAGACUAAUUUCGCGGCGUGGUUGUAUUGUUUAGCUAGGAUGGGGAUUGUGAAGGAAGAGGAUUACCAUGGUUUGGUUGCUAGGGUUUUUGUUAAGUAUUUGGAAUUGAUGAGGAAACUGCAAAUGGUUUACUGCUUAGAACCAGCUGGAUCCCAUGGAGUUUGGGGACUUGAUGAUUACCAUUUCUUGCCUUUUAUAUUUGGGAGUUCUCAGUUGAUUGAUCACAAGUAUAUGAAACCGAAGUCGAUUCAUAACGAUGACAUUUUGGAGAAUUUCUCUAGUGAAUACAUGUACUUGUCUUGUAUUGCCUUUGUGAAGAAGGUGAAGAAAGGUUUGUUCGCUGAGCAUUCGCCGUUGUUGGAUGAUAUAAGCGGUGUACCGAACUGGAAGAAAGUGAAUAGCGGUUUGCUUAAGAUGUAUAAGGUCGAAGUGCUCGAGAAAGUUCCUAUUAUGCAGCAUUUCCUCUUUGGCUGGCUCAUCAAAUGGGAAGAGUGAUUUGCUUUAGUGCCAUACAUGGAAGCAAGGACAGCGAUCUUCUCGUCCUUGAGGUGGCUUAACAUAAAGUAGAGACGCUUUUGCUUUUUACAUGUAAUCCGAUACGCAUGGUUUAUAUUUUGGUUGUCUAUCAUGCCAUCUUCUUCUUGUAUUCUCUGCUUUUUAGACGUCACAUUGUCUUUUUGAUGAUUCUUUUGUACCUCUUAUGCUUUGAAAGUAUCUAAUAGAGUUCAGAACCA